AUGGGCUGCCGUGAGGGGACGGGAAUACGCGGAAUACGCGGUGGCGUGAGAGGAGAUGGGGCGCGGGGAGUUCACACGCUAAAACUCGUUACUCACACACUCUCGUCACUCACAUUCCGUACGUGUACGUGGCUCUUGUCGCUCCAUGCCCUCCUAGUCCUUGCCCCCACUUCCCCCACUCUUUGCGCUCGUCUUCGCCUCCCCUCGCACUUGGCAAGGCCCUCCCUUCCCCAUCCCGUCGCCCACGCUUUCUCUGAGUGUCUUCCUCGCUUUCCCAUCCCGUCGCGACGCCGCUUUCCCUUCCCGCCGCCCUCGCUUUUCCCUCCCAUCGCCAGCAUUGACCAAACUCAUCGCAUUGCUUCCAAAGACCGUCGCCCACAUUUUUCCUGCCAGGCUCCCUCGCAACCUCCCUUCCCUCCCUCCAUUCUCCUCCUUUUAUCCCUCUCCCGCCCCUCUUUUCUACUCCCAUCCAUCCAUUUUUUCCUCCCUGUGCAUUCCUCUGUUUUGCCCCUCCGCAUUUCCCCUCGAUUCGUCCUUGCACGUCCCUCCCUUUCCCCCGUGUCCUUCCAUCCAUCUCCCCACUUAUCCCUCCCUCCCAUUCCCAACUGUCCUUCCAUCCGUUUCCCCCUUGUCCAUCUCUCCAUUUUCCCAACAGUGCUUCCCUUCGUCUCCCUCCUUAUCCCUCCCUCCUUUCUCAACAAUCCCUCCUUCCGUAUCCCUCCUGGUCCCUCCCUCCCUUUCCCCCAUAUCCUGCCCUCCAUUUCCCCCCUUGUUCCUCUUUGCCUUACCCCCCUGUAUUUCCCUCCGUUUCGGGCAUUGUCCCUCCCUCCCUUUCCCCCGUGUCCUUCCCUCCAUUUCUCUUUGCCUGCCCUUCCCUUACACCCUGAUAAAAAGCGUAUGUGGGCGGCAGCAGCAGCCUUCCGGGAAGUGGUGGUUCGCACUCCCAAGACAAGGACCUCCCUCUCCGACACCAGGCCUCUCCACGCCACCAGCAGAGGCACACCGCACUCAGGCACAACAGUAGAUGGCGCCCGCCAGCAGGGGAGACUGCAGUAG
Molecule: messenger RNA, 1056 nt
Organism: Closterium sp. Naga37s-1
Lineage: Eukaryota; Viridiplantae; Streptophyta; Zygnematophyceae; Desmidiales; Closteriaceae
Source: the annotation of a GenBank genome assembly